AUGGCCGACAUCCAGCACAAGCGCGUGGCGCUCCAGCUCAAAGCCGCGUGCGAGGAGACAGCGGCUCAGGCAAUCGCCGCGACGACUGCGAGCGGACAGGCGAGUCGCAUCCACGGCAAGAACCGCAAGUUUGGCAGCCGCAAAGAGGCUAUGGCGGCCAAGAUUGAGGCUGCAAAAGCAAAGCGUGAGGCGAAGGAGGCAGCAGAGUGA
Messenger RNA from Hyaloperonospora brassicae, 210 nucleotides. The record is from the annotation of a GenBank genome assembly. NCBI's taxonomy places the organism in Eukaryota, Oomycota, Peronosporomycetes, Peronosporales, Peronosporaceae.